AUGACUAAACUACCAAUUGCACCUUUGCCACCAACACCUCCUAAAAUAUAUAGAGUUGAACCUAAUGAUUUCAAGGAUGUUGUCCAAAUGCUCACUUCAUCUCCCGAGUUUCAAUCUGUCUCUAAUAAUUCUACGUCUAGCUCUGAUACUGGUUCUGGCUCUGGCUCUGGUUCUUUCAACUCGAGGCGUUUACAGGAUAUUGCUCCUCCACCACUUGUUCUUUCACCGAUUUCUUUAGAAAGAAGUAAUGACGUCAACAACAAUAGUAAUAAUAAUGAUAUUGCAUCACAAUGGCGUGAGUUCCUUCGUCCUUCUUCUUCCUCUAACAUUAACCAAGUAGUUGAAACAUGCAUUGACUCAACGAAUAAUGAAGAACAAGAAAGAUCACAUGUAACGCUCCGGAUUCCAUCAGAAAAUCAUUUUGGAUCGUGUAGUCCAUUAGCUAAUUUUCCUCUAUCGCCAGCUUCUUUUGCAUGGUGUUCUUCUAUUCUUCUAAGCCCGGGUACUCUUACUUCACCAAACGCGGUUCUUUAG
Messenger RNA from Solanum lycopersicum (tomato), 534 nucleotides. RefSeq lists its product as uncharacterized. The record is from RefSeq and is a predicted model, not a curated record. Lineage: Eukaryota; Viridiplantae; Streptophyta; Magnoliopsida; Solanales; Solanaceae.